AUGGCCCGCAUCGACAUGCUGAAUGCCCCGACAAAACCAUGUCACAACUGCCGCCGCCGCCGUCUCCGCUGUGACCGCUCCUACCCCCACUGCCACAAGUGCACCGCGGCCGGCCAGGAGUGUCUGGGCUACGGCAAGCUCUUCCGCUGGACUGAGGGCGUCGCGAGCCGCGGGAAGCUCGCCGGCAAGGCCACAAUCACCUUCUCCUCCGCCCCGGAGCCCGAGUCUCAUUCGUCAUCCCUCCAACUCGCCGACCCGGCAGCCUCCUCGUCCUCCUCCGGGACCCAGCACCCAGAACUCCCGCCGGCGGCAUCCACGGAACCAGAGCCCAGCAGCGCCCUCGUCGUCUCCGCCGCCGCCGUCCGCCCCGGGACCCAGUCGGCCCCAUGGACCCUCGUCGACCCUCUCUUCCAGGAUGUGGAGCAUCACUACCGCCACUACCUCUCAUAUUUCACCACCCGCGUCUGCAGGGAUCUCGUCUCCUGGGACGUCCCAGACCGUAACCCCUUCCGCUCCCUCGUCCCGCUGACGAGAGCGCACCCCCUGCUGCAGCACAUCAUCGUCGCCGCGUCGGCCGCCCACAUGUCCAACCUCUCCCGCGCCGUCUCCUCGGAUCCGGUGGCCGACCUCAACGCCCGUCAGGCCCUGAACGACGCCCUCAUCGCCAAGCACAAGGCCCUCCGUCUGCUGUCGUCUGCCAUCCAGAGCAUCGGCAGCAGCGGCGGCGUCGGCGGCGACGUCGUGCUCGCGGCCGUGCUCUUCUUCGUCAACGUCGAGUUGAUCGAGAGCGGGCAGUCCGGCUGGAAGCCCCAUCUCGAAGGCGCCGGCCGCAUCAUGGCCUUCCUGCCGCCGGUGGGCUCGGCCGAUGAGGCCUUGAGGGACUAUGUCAUGUCUGAUUGCUUCAUAUAUUACAUCUUGGCUUCGGCUUUCAACACGUCUCCGCCUACCGCCGCCAAAUCCUACUACCAGUCUGUGCAGGCGUCUUCUAUCCUAGGAAGGGCCGCCGCCAACAGCUAUCUGUGUUGUCCGCCUGAUAUUCUGCAGAUCCUCCUCGACGCCUCCCAGCUGUCAACAACAGAGGCAGAUGACCUUGACUCUACUGCCCAGGCUGGCGCGCAGCUGCUAGAGAAAGCUUUGGCCUUCGACAUUGAGAACUGGGCAUAUGAGCAGCGAAACAUUUCCUACUUCCAGCAAAUCCCGGUCGAAAGCCGCAUACACGCCGGCUCCGCACAUCGCAUUGCCGCCAGCCUGUACAUCUUGCACAGUGUUCCGGCCAUAUCAAAGCUCGUGUCAGUCAGCCGCGAUGAGUUGGAUUCGGAGCUCUACUACCAUCUUUCCUCCAUCUCUGACGAAGAUCCUAACUUCAAGGCGACUUGUUGGCCGACAUUCAUUGCCGGCGCCGGCGCAUCCAACCCCGACAGACGAGCAUGGGCCCUCUAUCGGCUCAAGAGGCUCAUGAUUGCGACACCGUGGGGUUUCAUCACGACUGCCAUGGACACCUUGCAGACCAUCUGGAGUUUGGAAGAGUCCCUCGACCCCAGCACGCAGACAGAAAGGAGCUGGGUGCAGAAGCUCAAGUCCUCUGACCUCAACUUCCUCAUCGUGUGA
This is a messenger RNA of Colletotrichum siamense, 1608 nucleotides long. RefSeq names its product Acriflavine sensitivity control protein acr-2 (gene acr-2-1). Gene Ontology annotation, cellular component: nucleus. NCBI's taxonomy places the organism in Eukaryota, Fungi, Ascomycota, Sordariomycetes, Glomerellales, Glomerellaceae. The record is from RefSeq and is a predicted model, not a curated record. Gene Ontology annotation, molecular function: zinc ion binding; DNA-binding transcription factor activity, RNA polymerase II-specific; transcription cis-regulatory region binding. The transcript is spliced from 3 exons. Gene Ontology annotation, biological process: positive regulation of transcription by RNA polymerase II. The coding region runs from base 1 to 1608 and encodes 535 amino acids.